Messenger RNA from Enterobius vermicularis (human pinworm), 711 nucleotides. Lineage: Eukaryota; Metazoa; Nematoda; Chromadorea; Rhabditida; Oxyuridae. The record is from the annotation of a GenBank genome assembly.
AUGGAGGGUGGAAAGGGAUGUUCAGUUUUAACACUGUUAUUGAUAUGCAGCGCUAAAUACUGUGCAGGAAAACGAUGCGUUGAUGACGUUAAGGGUGUGUGUAAUGCAAAUGAUCUUUUUGGUUGGUGUUUCUACAGUCAAAGUAGUGGUGUACUGAACUGUGAUGAAGAAAAAUUUUGCGCCAAACAAGCACAAAUUAGGACAAAAUUGUCAGCUUAUGGAUGCUUCAACCGAAGUGAAACUGAAGUGAACUGCUGUUGUAAUGAAGCGUCAAUGUGCAACUACCAGUUUAUUGAAGAUUCAAAGGGCGCUAAUGAAGAGCAUGAAACUUCUGUUCAUUCACAAACUUGCAGCUUUUUGUAUACCGUCGAAAAAACAGAAUAUCAUUUCAAUUCUUGUCGAGAUCCAUGGUGUUUCAGUCUUUUGAUUCAGAAUAUCAGUUCAGAAGGAUUAGGCCGUGAGGAGUCCUCUCUUAAAGGUUGCCAAUCUUGGAUUCUUCACAGAAUACUCGAUGCCAAAGAAAGGCCACAACUUAGUGCAAAACUGCCAUAUAUUGAAACGAUGAAAAUUUUCUUGGAAAAACCACGUUGUAGUGAAAUUGUUGGCUCUAAAGUUACAACAAUGAAUGAAACGCGACAAGCCUGCGUCGACUUCUAUUUUAAGGUAGCAAACUCUGAUUUAUCAAAUAUUCUUUUAGGUGGUUUCCAAUGA